Messenger RNA from Cajanus cajan (pigeon pea), 3047 nucleotides. RefSeq lists its product as uncharacterized. NCBI's taxonomy places the organism in Eukaryota, Viridiplantae, Streptophyta, Magnoliopsida, Fabales, Fabaceae. The record is from RefSeq and is a predicted model, not a curated record. Gene Ontology annotation, molecular function: protein binding.
AUAUUGUAGACGCAGAGAGAAAAGGAGUGAGGGGAGAGCGAGAAGGGGUUUUCGCUUUUUGGUUUGCAAAGAAAGCGAGCGAGCGAGAGGUUUCUUCAUUCCCGUUGUUGACGCGGCGGAACCCUAGCUAGUACGGUGGUGCACCAAAGAGACAGAGAUAGGAUGAGUGGGAAGGGCGGUGGCGGCCACAACAAUGGCACCGGCAAGGCGCUGUCCGCGACGAUUCCGGCGUCGUCGCGGAAGAUGGUUCAGAGCUUGAAGGAGAUUGUCUCCAAUUUCCCCGACCACGAGAUCUACGCCACGCUCAAAGACUGUAACAUGGACCCUAACGAAGCUGUUAGUCGCCUCCUCUCACAAGAUCCUUUUCAUGAGGUGAAGAGCAAGCGAGAGAAGAAAAAGGAGAUUAAGGACCCAGCAGAUUCCAGGUCUCGUGGGAGUGGGACAAACAAUACAUCUAGUCGUGGUGGCGCUAGGGCUGGCACAGAUCGUCAUGGUGGACGUGGCGGUGCCAACCAAUUUGGCAGCAGUGAUUAUGGUCUGCAGGGGAAGCCUGUAUACAAGAAGGAAAAUGGAGUACCUUCUUAUGGAGGGUCUACAUCUUCUGCAUCUAGUGUGCUGGGAAAUAAUGCAAACAGGAGACUGUCAUCCCACAGUGAUUUUGCAGUCACCGAAAAAACAUAUGCAUUAGGCAUUGGUGAUGGACCAUCUUCAUCAUCACAACGUGCUGGACUGCAAUCUGCAUGGACGGGGAAUGCAGGUCAAGUAUCAAUGGCUGACAUUGUCAAGAUGGGUAGGCCACAGGCCAGAUCAUCCAUGCACAACUCUUGCAUCCAGAGUGGUAAUCAUCAGAAUGUCUGGAUGCCUCCAGCUGCUUCAGAUAACCAUUUGCAUUCAUUGCAAGGUCAUGCUUCCAAGGUUUCGGAAACAAAUACUAAUCAAGACUAUUCCAUUGGUGACAAUGUUCCACGGAAUGAUGAAUGGCCUUGUAUUGAGAACCAACAUGAUGUUAGAGUAUAUGCGGACGUUGAUGCCCAUGCAAAUUCCGAGUACUAUGGGAACUCAUCAAGCUUUGCUGAAGCUGAAUGGCAGCAGAAAACUCCCUUGGAUGAACAUGGAGCUGAAGAUGGUUCCAUUGAGAAAUCAGACAAUGUUGACUCAGCUUCUAUGUCUGCUAAAAGUACGUCAGAGGAUAACACAGAAGCUGAAGAUGAUGUUUCAUCAGUGGCUGCAAACAUAGAGCAGUUAAAUAUACAGAGAGAUGAUCAGGGGACAGAACAUGGGGAUGACAAUCCUUCUGUUGUAAUUCCAAAUCACCUACAACUCCAUACUCCAGAAUGCAUGAAUCUGAGCUUUGGAAGUUUUGGAUCUGGAAAACCCCUUUCUGGAUCUGAGCCAUUAACAUCUAGGCCCUUGAAAAGUAACUUGGAGGAUACAUCUGGUGCGACAGAUGUUUCAACAAUUGAAAACUCAGAUGCCAGAAAUCCUGACUAUUACGGAGAUGAGCAUCUUGCUACUACUACCUCAGAUGAAAAUUUAGUUCAAGGAACUGGCGUGAGUGCUGCUGGGACCUAUGAACACACUUCCAUUUCACAACAAGAGGCUUUAAAAUCUGAAUCCCCUGAAAUUGCUCAGGAAAAUCAGUAUUCAUUUCCUUCAUCAUCUCAUGGGUUUACUUAUGAAAAUGGCCAACCACCAGAAGUCACAUUUCCUCUUUCGCAGACCAGCUCACAGAUACAGAAUCUUGCUCCCUUCUCUGGUGUAAUGCAGGCACAUACAAAUUCUUUGCCCAGUGCUCUGUUGGCUUCAACCGUUCAAACAGCAAGGGAAGAUAUCCCGUACUUACCUUUCCCUGCAACACAGUCAAUGCCUACAAAAUAUAGUAACAUUGCUUCUUCUAUCGGUGGUUCCACAAUAACCAUGUCAGAGGCUCUUAGAGCUAGCGGCAUUUCUACUCCUCAACCUAACGCACAAACCCUGUCUGGUGGAAGUGUUGCUACUGGUCCUACACUUCCUCAACACCUUGCUGUGCAUCCGUACUCCCAACCUACUCUUCCUUUGGGACAUUUUGCUAAUAUGAUUAGCUACCCAUUCUUGCCCCAGAGCUAUACGUAUAUGCCAUCAGCUUUUCAGCAGACUUUUGCUGGGAAUAGCACAUAUCACCAAUCUCUGGCAGCAAUGCUUCCACAGUAUAAAAACAAUGUUUCUGUCAGCAGCUUGCCUCAGUCUGCUGCUAUUCCACCUGGAUAUGGCUUUGGCAGUUCAACAAGCAUUCCUGGAGGAAAUUUUUCUUUGAAUCCGCCUGCUGCUCCUACUGGGACAUCCAUUGGAUAUGAGGACGUUUUAAACUCCCAGUUUAAGGACAACAAUCAUAUGAUUUCACUUCAGCAGAACGAGAAUUCUCCCAUGUGGGUUCAGGGGCCUGGCUCUCGAACAAUGUCUGCAGUUCCUCCAAGCACCUAUUAUAGCUUGCAGGGACAGAAUCAACAGCAACCAGGUGGAUUUCGGCAAAGGCAGCCGCAGCAACAACAACAGCCUUCUCAGCAUUUUGGACCCCUUGGCUAUCCUAAUUUCUACCAAUCUCAGACUGGCAUGUCAUUGGAACAUCAGCCACAAAAUCCUCGGGAAGCCAACCUGGGUGGUCCGCAAAGCCAACAACCUAAGCAGUCCCAACAAAUAUGGCAAAAUAGCUACUAAUCCUAGUCACGUCCCGGUUUUUCAGGGUAUUAGUGUGAGUUUGAAAGUGGCUAAUCUGAGGCAUUUUCGGUCUAGUAACUUAAUGUAUCAUUGUUUGGUCUCUACAGAAGACCAUGAGCCCAUUGCCACGAGGUUGUAUUCUACAUAAUUAUGUUCGUCAUGUUUAACGUAGGUACUAAGUGUGCUAAUUUGGUUUACCCAGUACGUUUUUUUUUUUUUUUUAAUGUCACCUGAUUAUAGUGGAAAAUCUCUUUCGGAGAGUAUUCUCACCAGUUAACUGGUUCCGCUCACUUGUGCUGUGAUAUAUAAACACAUUCGAAGGGUUUCGUUGACAAGUUAACAUGUUUGCGCUC